Molecule: messenger RNA, 1269 nt
Organism: Entrophospora sp. SA101
Lineage: Eukaryota; Fungi; Glomeromycota; Glomeromycetes; Entrophosporales; Entrophosporaceae
Source: the annotation of a GenBank genome assembly
AUGGAUGAAGAAUAUGAUGUCAUUAUACUUGGUACUGGCUUGACUGAAUGUAUUCUCUCUGGUAUAUUAUCAGUUGAAAGAAAAAAAGUCCUUCAUAUGGAUAGAAAUGAUUAUUAUGGAGGUGAAAGCGCUAGUUUAAAUUUGAAACAAUUGUAUCGUAAGUUCCGUCCCAAUGAAGAACCACCAACAACAUUAGGAAAAGAUCGUGAUUACAAUAUUGAUCUCAUUCCUAAAUUUAUGAUGGCCAAUGGUGAACUUGUCAAGAUUCUUACUCACACCGAUGUCACUCGUUAUCUGGAAUUCAAGCAAAUUGCCGGCUCAUAUGUAUAUCGUGAUGGGCAAAUUUCCAAAGUACCUGCAAAUGAAAGUGAAGCUAUACGUAGUCCAUUAAUGGGUAUAUUUGAAAAAAGGAGAGCAAAAAAAUUCUUUGAAUUUAUGCAAAAUUGGCGUGAUGAUGAUCCAAACACUCAUCAAGGUAUUGAUCUUGAUACUGCGUUAAUGUCUGAUGUUUAUAAACAAUUUGGGCUUGAACCCGGUACUCAAGAUUUCAUCGGACAUGCUAUGGCUUUAUAUCUUGAUGAUUCAUACCUUCAGCGUACUGCACGAGAAACUUAUGAAAGAAUCAUUCUUUACUUUACUUCGGUUUCUCGUUAUGGAAAGAGUCCUUAUAUUUAUCCACUUUAUGGUUUAGGUGAAUUACCUCAAGGUUUUGCACGUGCUAUUUAUGGUGGUACAUAUAUGUUGGACAAACCUGUUGAUGAGAUUGUUUAUGAUGGAAAUGGUCGUGUUGUCGGUGUUAGUUCUGGUGGUGAGGUUGCUAAGACAAAACAAGUAAUUGGUGAUCCAUCUUACUUCCCGGCUAAAGUUAGAAAGGUCGGCAAAGUAGUUCGUGCAAUUUGUCUGCUUAAAGAUUUUAUACCAAAUACUGAAAAUGUAUCUUCAACUCAUAAUGUUUGUGCUCCUGAUUAUCAACUCGCUAUUGUUUCUACCAUUGUAGAAACCGAUAGACCAGAAAAUGAGAUCAAACCUGGACUUGACUUACUUGGUCCAAUUGUCGAAAAAUUUAUAAGUGUCUCGGAUCUUGAAGAGCCAAUCGAUGAUGGUACCAACGAUCAAGUGUUCGUUUCUCGCUCUUAUGAUGCCACAUCUCAUUUUGCAACAGUUUGUGCUGAUGUCAAAAACAUUUAUCGUCGUGUGACUGGCAAAGAUCUUGAAUUAAAACAACGACCAACUCAAGAUGAAGAACAAAGAGAAAUGUCCGAAUCUUAA